AUGAAUCAAUUUUUUGCUGACCAUGAUGCUCCUUUGAGCAUGCUCUCUGUAAAAACAGAAUAUUUUCCCCAAUUGACGGAGAAGGAACAAAAAUAUGCACAUUUCAUGUCAAAAGCUUCCCAUGCAGGUUCAAGGGUGGUAAUGAGGCAAGUUUCUCACGAAAGUGAGCCAAUUUUUGACCUCAUCCUUGCUAUUCAUGCGAACUUGAAGGGUCAAUACCCAGAGGAUGAUACUGCUCAAAAGCAGCAAACAGAAUUAUAUUUAGAGUUCGUUUCUCAAUUUCUAUCCAACUUAGGUAAUUACAAAUCAUUUGGUGAUUCGAAGUUCAUUCCUCGUUGUGAAGCGAAAUUCUUUAAACAACUCCUGGACCUGGCCAAGAUUGACCCGUCUUCUUCACCACUUACCUUGUCUUCCGCUGACGUUAACCAUAAAUUUACAUCUCAUCAUCUUUUUUCUACCAUCAAUGAAUUGAUCGAUAUUGGCAUAUAUCGCGUGGAAGGAAAGGCAACUCUUUUAGGGUUUCCAUCUCAAGGUUAUACUUCAGCCUACUAUCUGGGUCUACCAGUAACACCUGAGGAUAUGGCUCUCUUGAAAGAAGAAUUGUUUGCUAGACUCGCUAUCUUGCCAGAAAAUACAAGAAUCAACAAGGUUAGCAGCCAAUACUUUCAAGUUUGGGUUGCCUCUGAGACUGUGAAAAACAGAAUAACAAAAAGUUAUCCAGAUGGACAGAUAACGUUAUCCAAUGAUAUCACCAAAGUUGAAUUUAUAUUCGGCGACCACUCACGUGAAAUGAGUUUAAUAGCAUUAUAUCUAAAGGAAGCUCAAAUUUUUGCCGCUAACGAUACUCAAAAAGCGAUGAUUCAAGAAUACAUUAACCAUUUUGUCACGGGCUCCUCUCAGGCACACAAAGAAGCACAAAAGUUAUGGGUCAAAGAUAUUUCUCCUGCCAUUGAAACAAAUAUUGGGUUCAUCGAGACAUAUAGAGAACCUUCUGGUAUAAUUGGAGAGUUUGAAUCAUUAGUUGCUAUUCAAAACAAAGAACGUACUGCUAAAUUUUCCAACUUGGUCAAGAACGCUGAAGAGUUUAUUUCUUUACUGCCAUGGUCUAAAGAUUACGAGAAACCAAAUUUCAACCCACCUGACUUUACCUCUCUUGAAGUAUUAACGUUUACUGGGUCGGGGAUACCAGCAGGUAUCAAUAUCCCAAAUUAUGAUGACGUUAGACUAAAAAUUGGGUUCAAGAAUGUUUCUCUCGGAAAUAUUUUAAGUGCAGCUGCCAAAAGCUCAUCAAAGCAUCCACCAAGUUUCAUUGCACAAGAAGAUCGUGUAGUUUUCGAAAAAUAUCAAAGCGAUUCGUUUGAAGUUCAAGUAGGGAUUCAUGAAUUAUUAGGCCACGGUUCAGGAAAGUUAUUGACUCAGUUUGCUGAUGGGUUCAAUUUUGAUAAAGACCACCCACCUUUAGGCUUAGAUGGAACCCCGGUGAAGACUUACUAUAAAGUAGGUGAAACCUGGGGCUCAAAAUUUGGUCAGUUAGCUGGUCCAUUUGAAGAAUGCCGUGCUGAAGUAAUUGCAAUGUUUUUGAUUACCAAUAAAAAAAUUCUGGAUAUUUUUGGCUUCCAUGACGAAGAAUCUCAAAACAGUGUGAUUUAUGCUGGGUAUCUACAAAUGGCACGUGCAGGUCUAUUAGCUCUAGAAUAUUGGAAUCCAGAAACUGGUAAAUGGGGACAACCACACAUGCAAGCAAGAUUUUCUAUCAUGAAAACUUUUAUGAAACAUUCUACGGAUAAGAAUUUCUUGAGGUUGGAAAUCAAUGACAUGAAAAAUGAUUUUACUAUCAAAUUGGACCAAUCUCUUAUUGAAACUAUUGGACAUGAGUGUGUGAAAGAUUACCUACAACAUUUACACGUCUACAAAUGUUCAGGUGAUGUGGAACAGGGAAGCAAGUACUUUAUCGAUAGAUCAACGGUGACACCAGAUUUGGCCUCUCUGAGAGAUAUUGUCAUAUCCAAGAGAUUGCCUAGAAGACAAUUUAUACAAGCGAACUCUUAUAUUGAUGAUGAUAAGGUAACUCUGAAAGAAUAUGAUGAAACUCCACAAGGCAUGCUCCAAUCUUUCCUUGACAGAGAAUUGUAA
Messenger RNA from Saccharomyces mikatae IFO 1815, 2133 nucleotides. RefSeq names its product dipeptidyl-peptidase III. Gene Ontology annotation, molecular function: metalloexopeptidase activity; dipeptidyl-peptidase activity. The coding region runs from base 1 to 2133 and encodes 710 amino acids. Lineage: Eukaryota; Fungi; Ascomycota; Saccharomycetes; Saccharomycetales; Saccharomycetaceae. The transcript has a single exon. Gene Ontology annotation, biological process: proteolysis. Gene Ontology annotation, cellular component: cytoplasm. The record is from RefSeq and is a predicted model, not a curated record.